Messenger RNA from Fusarium odoratissimum NRRL 54006, 1155 nucleotides. RefSeq lists its product as uncharacterized. The record is from RefSeq and is a predicted model, not a curated record. Bases 29 to 1066 code for a protein of 345 amino acids. The transcript has a single exon. Lineage: Eukaryota; Fungi; Ascomycota; Sordariomycetes; Hypocreales; Nectriaceae.
AUUAUCGCUCGACACUCUCUUUUCAAACAUGACCAACUUCUUCAAAGCAGCGCUGUGCGCUUCCAUGCUUUUCUUGGCUGGAGCAUCAGCCAAGGUUAAUCGCACCAAUGCUGUCCUCACUGUUCUGGAAGGGUACAAGGACUUGACCGCAUUCUAUGCACUCUUCAAGUCAACAGGAGAUGGCAUUGGAAUUCCCGAACCUGCAUUCGAGGAGCGUUUCAAUGACAACAACGUUGGUCUUGACUUCACCAUCCUCGCCCCUACCAACGAGGCGAUUGCUAAGGUCCAUGGCCUCACGGAGAAGCUGACCACAGCAGUUGGUUAUCCUCUCUUGACCACUCUUCUCCGUACGCAUAUCUUGCCGGGCAAACUCGCUCCACAUGAUCUAUACAAUAAGAACAUCGUCUCGAUUGAGGGUUUCUCAAUUCAUACUGACUCGAAGGGGGUUAUCACCACCAACCCAGGCCUGACGAAGACUGAUGUGCGCGCUCGCACACAAGCUAAACUCCUGAAAGACAAGAGAGGCAAACCAAUCCGUGUUCCCGCUUCGAACGGCGUCGUGUACAAAAUUGACAACAUUCUUGAUCCAUUGCUCACCUAUUUCGGUGAAGACUCCGCCAGAAAUCACCGCUCUCUACCAACCAUCAAGCACUCCCCUUCCAAGUCAAUGAAGGAUAUAUUGGCCGCAGACCCUGAGACAUCUCGCGCCAAAGAGCUGCUAUAUACCGUUGCACCGUGGCUCCCCAGAGAUCGUCUUGAUAUGUCGUUCUCCGGACGUCGCACAAAGGAGAACUCCAAGGUUGUCUACCUCGUGCCUUCGAAUGAAGCGCUAAAGUCGUUCACCAAAGUUGCUGAGGCACCUGGUAACGCCGAUGCGACACGGUUCUUCCUAAUGGCAGGUUUCGGAAGAAUGGAUGGAAAACAUAUCAAGGGGCGUGCGGGAUUCAAGCUCGAGGUUGAAGGGGGGAGGGUUAUGAAUGCGGAGGUUGAGAAGAGGGAAUGUGGUUCGAAUGGUUGUGUAUGGAGGAUUGGGAGGGUGAUUGAUUCAGUUUAUGGUCUCUUCUAAGGUUUCACUUGCUAAUUAGUGCUGGGAUCGCUUUUCGUUUAUCUAUGUCUGUACUUUAUGUGAAAUAUGCAUUGGUUAAGGAAAGUCAC